AAAGAAACUUCUAUGGCUUUCACUGGAACUUGGGGUGGAGAGUAUUCAUUAGAAAACUUUGUUCACUCGACCACCAUCAUGAAUUUCGCCACUCUUGCUCUUGCCCUUCUGCUGGCCGUCGGCUCUAAUGCCGCGUCCAUGCAAGCUGAUGCACCUAACCAGCUGCAGCAUGUCCGCUCCCUCAUGGAGCUCUACAUGACUCAGAUGAAGGACAGUGCCCACAAAGUCCUGGACCAGCUCGAUCAAACCGAGUACAGCGAACUUAAGGCCAGCCUGUCUCAGCGCCUGGAUGACACAUACACUCAGAUCAAGGCUCUGCAGGCCUCUGUUUCCCCCAUCACCGACAAUGUUGUCACUACCAUUGCUGACGCCACCGCUGACUUCCGUGCCUCUGUCGAUGCUGAUAUCCAAGCCCUGAAGCUCGACCUCGAGCCCAAGCGCGCUGAGCUGAGGAGAGUCAUCACCGAGCACAUUGAAGAAUACCGUCGUCAGCUGGAGCCCAUCAUCACAGACUACCAUACCAAGCACACCGCAGAUAUGGAUGCCCUGAAGAUCAAGCUGCAGCCCGUGGUUGACGCAAUGAAGACCAGUGUUGCUGCCAAUGUGGAGGAGACCAAGACCGCCCUGAUGCCCAUUUUGGAAUCUGUGCGUGCUAAGCUCUCAGAGCGUCUUGAGAAUCUGAAGGAUAUAGCUACUCCCUACGUCGAGGAAUACAAGGAUCAGCUGAAGCAGGCCUACGGCCAGGCACAAUCCGUCAAACCCGAAGACCUCACUGCCCUGAAGGAAAAGAUUGCACCCAUGGCUGAUGAAGUCAGGGCUAAGGUCACAGAAAUGUUCGAGGCCAUCGCUGCUACCUUCCAGAAGAGCUAAAUCCUCUCCACCCUGUUCCUGUACCUAACCUUACCUGCCUGCCUGUUAUAGAUCCAUCCCACCUUUCUCUCCAUUCCUUUUUUCUUCACAUGCACACACAGAACAUCUCCCAAAAUGAAGCCAAUACCUAACUGAUGCACAUCACUGCAACAAAAUGGCAGGACUCUUGCUUUUCUCUCCAACAAGCAAACAACUUCAUACGCACAUGCUCAAGCACAAGCGAAGACAUACACAGACUCUCACAUAACUCAGCACACACACGCUUUGCUCUUCAUGUGCCAAGGCCAGCUGCUUACAUUAUGUGUAGGAAUUGUAUGUGAAUGAUCCCAAAUGCCUGAACCUCUGUGAUAUGAUGCUUGUUUGAUCAAAACUGUGCUUUGACUAAAUACAGCUCAAUAAACAUCUGACUCUUA
Messenger RNA from Limanda limanda (common dab), 1283 nucleotides. RefSeq names its product apolipoprotein A-I-like. Gene Ontology annotation, molecular function: lipid binding. The record is from RefSeq and is a predicted model, not a curated record. NCBI's taxonomy places the organism in Eukaryota, Metazoa, Chordata, Actinopteri, Pleuronectiformes, Pleuronectidae. Gene Ontology annotation, cellular component: extracellular region. The transcript has 4 exons. Gene Ontology annotation, biological process: lipid transport; lipoprotein metabolic process. Bases 13 to 870 code for a protein of 285 amino acids.